Messenger RNA from Dermatophagoides farinae (American house dust mite), 1008 nucleotides. The record is from RefSeq and is a predicted model, not a curated record. Lineage: Eukaryota; Metazoa; Arthropoda; Arachnida; Sarcoptiformes; Pyroglyphidae.
UCGAUUCAACAAUGUUGAUACCACAACAACAACAAACAUCGACGAAUAAUCAACAACAACAAAAUCAUCAUCAACAGAUAAGCAUUCCAAUGAAUAUGACAACGGCAUCAGGUGGUGAUCAAACAUCAACGAUAUUCUCAAUAAUACAACAGAAUCAAAAUAUUGACCAAUCAAAUAUUGAGAAUAAUAAUACGGGAAAUAUUAAACUUAUAUCACAUACGAUUGGAAAUUCUCAAACAUCAACAACAUCUACUACGACCACCAAUAUAACCGGUCAAUCAUCAUCAUCAUCAUCGCCACCAACAACAUCAACUGGUGCUGGUAAUCAAAAAGUGUUCAAAUGUGUCAUUUGUGACAAAAUAUUUGCUAAUGCAUAUAAUCUAAAUCGUCAUAAUAAAUCACAUAGCGGUUUUCAGCCAUACGUUUGUGAUUAUCCGGCUUGUUCAAAACGAUUCAAUUAUAAUUAUCAUCUAAAAAGACAUAUGGAAACACAUACUGGAGCACGACCAUUCGUAUGUACAUGGCCAGAUUGUGAUCAACGCUUUAAUCGUAAAUAUAAUCUUAAUCGUCAUCUAUGGAUACAUGCAGAGAAUAAGAAUAAAAUUCAACAUCAUCAUCAACAACAACAACAGUAACUCAGUUACGAUAAUGAUGGAAGAUUAUUUAAAGAAAUGAGUGAAUACAAAAAAAAACAUUCACCAAACACACCCACACAAAUAGAAUUAAUAUAUUAUUCUAUCGAUUCCAAUCAUCUAUGACUAUUUUCAUUUAUUGGCCAUCUUUUUUCAUCAUCCUAAAAAUUUGUAAAUAAUAACUACAAACUAAAAACAAUAACAAUAAGCACAAGGUAUAUACAUAAUUAUUGGACUAUUCCCGUUCUCUCUCGCCAUAACUUGUCAUCAUCAUUAUCAUUAUAUUAUCGAUAUAUGAUUUGCAUUGCUGUUUUUAAAACUACACACACACACACACAAACAUUUCUCUUGUAUAUUUUAUUCGAAUAAUAAAUUA